AUGGCCACCCCGGCUCAAUGUUACUACUGUUUCGAGACCCUUGCUGCCUCCUAUAGGCGAAGGGAACCCAUCAGUCUUGCGUCUGUGGAAGAGCUCUGGGAACAGCACGAACAAUAUAAAAAGCUCGCCGCGUUAGAUGAGGACGACGAUUCGCAAUUUGUAGACGAGGACGAGAACACCGCGCCGCUUUCUGGAAAGAGCAGUCGCUCUCAGAAGAUCAAAGUGCCCCGAGUCAGCCGACUUCAGUCUGGCUCGAGCUCUUCUACAACACAAUCCCUCGCGUCUACCAACUCGUCGCAAUCUGUCUUGUCAAGCUCAACCACAGUCACGACACCCAGCUCCUCCUCGGACACGGCCAGUGGCAAGCCAAGAGAAGACAAAUAUCCUCUCUUUGUAACAUGGAAUACCGUUUCGAAACACGGUCACAAGUCACUCCGGGGUUGCAUUGGCACAUUUGAGGCGCAGGAACUUGCCGAGGGCCUGAAAUCUUACGCUCUCACGUCCGCAUUUGAUGAUACUCGGUUUUCCCCGAUCCCGGAGUCUCUUCUGCCCUCUCUCUCUUGCUCAUUGACACUUCUCGGGUCUUUCGAGCCAUGCACCAACGCUCUGGACUGGAUCCUUGGGGUGCAUGGCCUUCGCAUCUCCUUCAUUCAUCGCGGCAGACGCUAUGGCGCAACCUACCUCCCUGAUGUCGCGGUCGAGCAAGGAUGGACUAAAGAAGAGACCGUCAACAGCCUGAUGCACAAAGCAGGCUGGGAUGGGCCUUCCGAGAGCGUGGCGAGACGGUUUUUGCGAGGCAGCAGCAAUGCUGGUCAUGGGACUGCCGGCGCAACCAAGCCAUGGGAGCAGGUCUCCGAUUUCCGAGCCGUCAAGUAUCAGGGCCUCAAGGCCAGCAGCAGCUAUGCGGAAUGGCAAGAAUGGCGCCAGUGGGUCCUCUCGCUGGACGAUGGGAGCCAGCAGCUCUUGAGCUGA
Molecule: messenger RNA, 972 nt
Organism: Aspergillus welwitschiae
Lineage: Eukaryota; Fungi; Ascomycota; Eurotiomycetes; Eurotiales; Aspergillaceae
Product: AMMECR1 domain-containing protein
Exons: 2
Coding region: 1-972 (323 amino acids)
Source: RefSeq, a predicted model, not a curated record